Molecule: messenger RNA, 3291 nt
Organism: Culex quinquefasciatus (southern house mosquito)
Lineage: Eukaryota; Metazoa; Arthropoda; Insecta; Diptera; Culicidae
Product: protein sevenless-like
Biological process (GO): regulation of TOR signaling; protein phosphorylation; positive regulation of kinase activity
Cellular component (GO): signaling receptor complex; membrane
Molecular function (GO): transmembrane receptor protein tyrosine kinase activity; ATP binding; protein binding
Source: RefSeq, a predicted model, not a curated record
UCGUACGAUCGCAGUACGACCAUCCGGGGCUGAAACCUUUCACCAAGUACCAGUUCCAGGUCAAACUAGUCAACUACUACCAGGAACAGAUAGGACUGACACAAGACUUGCUGGAAAGCCCACGGUUGGGAUCACCGACGGUGUUCUCCACGGCCGCGGGAGCUCCCUCGACUCCGGAAAACGUAAGUGCCGUGGCGAUUAGCCCAACGGAAGCGGUGGUCCACUGGUCACCGCCCAUGGUCAAGAACAGUGAUCGCGUUUGGUACGAGAUCCACUGGCAGACGGAGAACAUCCACGACGGGCUGAAGAACCGCCAGCAGCAGACGUUUGUUGAUUUUGACGAAACACUAAACCACCUUUCGAUGAACCUGACGCGGCUGCAACCGAGCAAGGCGUACACGAUCUGGAUCCGGGCGUACUCAUCCAAUACGACGUUCAGCGAGAGCUACCAGGUGAACAUCGUUACGUUCCCGGAACCGGAGGAGAUCAUGCUUCAGUCCAUCUCGUCGACCGAACUGAGCGUCAAGUGGAGACCGCACGUGAACAUCUCGACGUACAAGCUGCAGUACUCCGCGAUGGGAAGCAAGGUUUGGGAAACGGUGUUCGAGACGGGCGUCAACGUCAGCAGUCCAGAGGACGACAUCUUCCAAGUGACCGGACUGCAACCCAAGACACAGUAUCGCUUUAUUGUGCUGCUGUUCUACCCGAACCGCCAGGAUCCGUACAUGUGGCCUUCGGACACCAAGUUUAUCUACGAAACCGAAGCCGACCGACCGAGCGCUCCAGGACGACCGAUCGUAACCCAGAUCCGGCAGGAGUUCUACCGGGUUAUCUGGGAGGCGGCAAAGGACAACGGAGCACCGAUCCAGGAGUACGCGCUGGAAGCACUGGUGCGAUCCCCAAGGAAUACGAACCGCGUGGAACGAUCAGCGGUGACGGCUGCCAGCAGUGCCGAGCUGGAGGACUACGGCGAAGAAGACAUGAACAACACGAUCCCGACGAGGGUGGACGUUUCGUCGACGGACAGCGAAGAGUACGAAACGUUCGACGAACACUGGGAGCAGGUGUACAACGGAACCGAAGUGUACUGGUUCAUCCCGGAGAAUCGACCUCUGCACAAGCACACCUUCCGGGUGCGGGCAAAGAACUCGUGCGGCUGGGGACCGUACAGCGGCGAAAGCGAACCCAUCAGCGCUCCUCUGAUCUCCGGACAAGCCAGCAGCUUCCUGAUCAUCGGAGUGAUCGCUGCUUCGAGCAUCCUGCUGCUGAUCUUCGUGCUGAUAUGCGUCUGUGCUUGCCGCGCUCGCGCAGAGAAAGAAAAGAACAAAUUUAUUGAUGCAACCAAUACUACUCGCAUUCCAGAUGUGGAGCUAGCGAACCUCCGCGAGCUGCCCCGCCGGGGCAAUUUCAUUCACAGCAACAACAUCCUGUACAGCUCCGGGCCACUCACGGACUCGGAGAUUGCGCUGCUGCCGCAGAUCCGGCGCGAUCAGAUCACCAUGACCAGAUUCCUGGGCUGCGGAGCGUUCGGUGAGGUGUACGAAGGCAUUGUCAAGGGAUUCGGUGCCGAAGCGGAGACUAGUGUUGCCAUUAAGACCCUUCGUAAGGGCGCUACCGAGCAGGAGAAGGCCGAGUUCCUGCAGGAAGCGCACCUGAUGAGCAACUUCAAGCACAAGCACAUCCUGAAGCUGAUCGGCAUCUGUCUGGAGUUCGACUCGCUGCUCAUCGUGAUGGAGCUGAUGCAGGGUGGUGACCUGCUGAGCUACCUCCGCUCGAACCGGCCAACGCCGGGUGUUCCAUCCUCGUUGACGCUGCUGGAUCUGAUCAGCAUGUGCGUGGACGUUGCGACGGGCUGUCGGUACCUGGAGGAGACGCACUUCGUGCACCGGGACUUGGCUUGCCGGAACUGUUUGGUUUCGUCGCCGGAUCCGAAGGAUCGCGUGGUGAAGAUCGGCGACUUUGGACUGGCGAGAGAUAUCUACAAGAACGAUUACUACCGGAAGGACGGUGAGGGAUUGCUUCCGGUGAGGUGGAUGUCUCCGGAAAGCUUGGUGGAUGGAGUGUACACUUCGCAGUCGGACAUCUGGGCGUUUGGAGUACUGCUAUGGGAGAUCAUGACGCUUGGGCAGCAGCCGUAUCCGGCGCGGAACAACGUUGAGGUUUUGCAUUAUGUCCGGGGUGGUGGUCGACUUGGUCGACCACAGGAUUGUCCGGAAGAGCUAUACCAACUAAUGCUUAAAUGUUGGAGCUACUCACCCGAGGAUCGACCAACGUUUCGGUACCUGCUGGAAGUGCUCAAGUCACUCAAGGAGCGCACCAGUGACUCUAUCCAGAUCACUUCCCAGUUCCCAUGCAAGGUGCAAAACGGUGCGAUCUUUAACCGAUCCUAUCUGCUUUCCGACAUCAAUCACAAUCCGUUCAUGGCAGAUAUCAAGUUCGGCAGCAGCGGAAGCGGAGGAGCCUUCAUCAUCACCCCGCCAACGUCUUCCAGCGGUUCCGGUGCGACGGUCAUGACCACGACGAUACCAAAGUAUCUGGAACUCGUCUACGACGAUAACCAUAGUUCCAACAGCAAGUGUUCCACCGGCGAAGACGUCCCGCUGACCACGGGCUUGACCGUGGCGCUACCAAACUGCCAGCAACCCAUGGGUGAGAUGACGGACAACGGGUACGAGAUCCCGAUCCACGACAUCAUCAUGCGGCAGCAGCAAUCCCUGGGAAGCUUCAAGGGUCGAACCUUCUCGAGCUCCUCGACGGUCAGCAACGUGAGUACGUUGCCUGCUUCUGCAGCCGGACUUCGGGAACCCAUCACCACCAACCCUCGGAUAGACGACUGUUCCAGUCUGGAGGCACUGCUCCCGAUCAACUCGAUCCUAACCGUACGGUUACCGGACGAGCCAGAGUCGCUGCCUGCGCAAGCACCGUCACCGACGGUUGACAGCGUCGCCGAGAACAAUAGUAUUAGUGGCAAAGAACAAUCGCAGCAGGUCAGCUUACCGGCAGAAGAGUGCAAAACGGUUAUGUAAGGCGAAAGCGAAGAAGGCUAGCAGGAAACAAAUACAAGUCGACACGUGAAGACAUUCCAAAGAAGCGACACGACACGCGCAGUAGGCGAUAGGUUUAGAUGCUCAAACUAGCGAUAAACAGCUAGAAACGUCACUUUGACAGUUAGAUAGUUUUUCCAAAUGACAUUUCAAAGUAAUUAAUUGUAAAUAGUUAGAUGCAGUCAGCUAGCAGUAAGCAAGAGGAAAACUCAGAAUAAGUUCCAAAUGUCAGUGUUCUCGUCGCAAA